Molecule: messenger RNA, 979 nt
Organism: Scleropages formosus (Asian bonytongue)
Lineage: Eukaryota; Metazoa; Chordata; Actinopteri; Osteoglossiformes; Osteoglossidae
Gene: carhsp1
Product: calcium regulated heat stable protein 1
Exons: 5
Coding region: 317-808 (163 amino acids)
Biological process (GO): regulation of mRNA stability
Cellular component (GO): cytoplasm
Molecular function (GO): mRNA 3'-UTR binding
Source: RefSeq, a predicted model, not a curated record
CUUUGAAGCGCGUCCACGGCGCUCGCAUCUGAAAGUGAUUUAUUCUCCGUGAUAGGUUGUAUCACUUCGGGGCGGUUUCGAUGAGGGGGUCUUUCGUCCUGGAACGUUACUAACCAGCAGCUAGUUGACGGUAGUCGAGAAGCAAGUCACGCGUUCGCUCACUACUGUCCGAAGUUCCUGAAGAGUAAUUCCUCAAGGUUACUACAUCCUGAUGUGGGAUCUGAACCAGAGUCCUUUGUUUGCAAGACGACUGCUGUAACCACUGUAACUUGCUGCCCAGCUGUACCAGUGCUCAGGUGACCAUCAGAUAGCGACCAUGUCUUCUGAUGCGUCGUCAGUGACUGGGACCCCACCAGCCACCUCCCCCGUGUCUCCAGGGACCCCGACUUCCCCUGGCUCCUUGGAUCUACCCAGAUGCCGGCACCGUAGCCAAGGGCAUGUCCGCGACCGCUCCCCCUCCCCCAUGCGUGGCUACCUCAUCCCAAGCCCCCUGCCCACUCGCCGAACUCGCACCUGCUCUGCCACAGCACGGGCGGCUGAGGGUCCUGCCUUCACUGGUGUCUGCAAAUGCUUCUCUCGUUCCAAGGGGCAUGGCUUCAUCACACCAUCUGACGGAGGGAGUGACAUCUUUGUUCACAUCUCUGACAUUGAGGGAGAGUAUGUGCCAGUGGAGGGUGACGAGGUGACGUACAAGCUGUGCUCCAUUCCACCAAAACACGAGAAGGUGCAGGCCGUCGAGGUGACCAUCACCCAUCUUGCCUCAGGCACCAAGCACGAGACCUGGUCUGGAACGGUGUUGAGCUCUUAAUGAUAUGUCCCAUCACAGAGCUUGUGGACUUCGCAGCUGAUGGCCACCUUGCCUUUUUUGUCCCCCCCCGCCCCCUUUCCCCCAUGUGAGUUUGGUGGAUGUGGCCUGUGGGGCUUGUUUUGUUAUAGUCAAAUAUCUUUGGAAAAGAUAUGAGAAAUAAACACAUUACAA